Molecule: messenger RNA, 6315 nt
Organism: Lagenorhynchus albirostris (white-beaked dolphin)
Lineage: Eukaryota; Metazoa; Chordata; Mammalia; Artiodactyla; Delphinidae
Gene: MCM3AP
Product: minichromosome maintenance complex component 3 associated protein
Exons: 29
Coding region: 209-6160 (1983 amino acids)
Biological process (GO): mRNA export from nucleus
Cellular component (GO): transcription export complex 2; nucleus; cytoplasm
Molecular function (GO): nucleic acid binding
Source: RefSeq, a predicted model, not a curated record
CGCCGCCGCCCGGCCAGAAAGCGGAAUCCGAGCGCGUCGGGGCCCAGGCGCGGGACGGACCGGAAGUGGGGCCGCGUAGCCUUCUGCUCGCUGCGCGCAGUGAAACGCGUAUUGUGAAGAUGAGGGGGGGGGCUCCCUAGCUGAACAGAUCGUUUGCGGAUCUACUUUUCUGCGCGUAUUUAUUACCUGCCAGUAAUUGGAUCAGAAGAUGAAUCCAGCUAAUCCUUUCAGUGGGCAGCAGCCUAGUGCUUUUCCACCAUCUUCCAGUGGUUCCAUAGGGACGUUUCAAGCUAAGCCACCAUUUCGGUUUGGUCAGCCCUCUCUUUUUGGACAAAACAAUACAUUAUCCGGGAAGAGCCCAGGAUUUUCACAGGUGUCCAGCUUUCCAGCAUCUUCUGGACAAAGUCCUUCUUCUUCAGUGCAAACAUUAGGAUUCUCCCAAACCUCAAAUGUUGGACUCUUUUCUGGACUUGAACACAUUCCGCCCUUUGUAGCUACCUCUGGGUCUUCAAGUUCAUCUGUGCCUGGAAACCCAGGAUUUAGUUUUAAAUCACCCAACCUUGGAGCAUUCCCAAGUACUUCUACUGUUGGACCAGAGACUGGAGAAAUAGCAAGCUCUGGUUUUGGGAAAACAGAAUUUAGCUUUAAACCUCUGGAGAAUUCAAUGUUCAGACCAAUAUUGGGGGCUGAAUCCGAGCCAGCGAAAACUCAGAACCAAAUUACUUCCGGACUUUUUACAUUUUCCCACCCAGUCAGUAGUGGACAUGGGGGACUGGCCCCAUUUUGUUUUUCUCAGGUGACGAGUAGUUCAGCCACCAAUUCAAAUUUUACCUUUUCAAAACCAGGUAAUAAUAAUUCAUCAUCAUCUGCCUUUACUUCUGCUUUGUCAAGUCAAACAGUGGAGGAAGAGAAGAGAGGCCCGAAAGCACUAUUUGGAAGUUCUAAUAGUGGCUUUACUAGCUUCCCCAUAUCUUCUUCAGGGUCCUUGGGUGAACCCUUCCCAGUUAGCAAAACAGGUGUCAGACAAGGAUGCGAAGAAGCUGUUUCCCAAAUGGAGCCACUUCCCAGCCUCAUGAAAGGACUGAAAAGGAAGGAGGACCAGGACCGGUCCCCCAGGAGGCAUGGUCAUGAUGCAGCAGAAGAUUUGGACCCUCUGCUGAGGGGCGAUCAUCCUCCAGAUAAACGACCCGUCCGCUUGAAUCGACCCCGGGGAGGCACUUUGUUCGGUCGGACAAUACAGGAUGUCUUCAAAAGCAAUAAAGAAGUAGGUCGUCUGGGCAACAAGGAAUCUAAAAAGGAAACUGGCUGUGCCGAGUCUGGGGAAAAUGACCACUUGGCCGUCCCAGGAGGCAGUCAGUCUGUCCUGGCACCUUCCCGGCUUCCAGGUGUGAAUAAAGAGGAAGAAACUGAAAGUAGAGAUAAAAAAGAAGAUUCUCUAAGAGGAACUCCUGGCCGUCAGAGUAAAAGAAGUGAGAGCACAGACGGUCUUGGGGGCUUGUCUCCUGCUGAAGUCACAGCGAUCCAGUGCAAGAACAUCCCUGACUGUCUCAAUGACAGAACCACUCUGGAGAACCACUUUGGCAAAAUUGCUAAAGUGCAGCGCAUCUAUACCAGGCGCAGCAAAAAGCUUGCAGUGGUGUAUUUUUUUGAUCAUGCAUCUGCAGCCCUGGCCAGGAAGAAGGGGAAAGGUUUGCAUAAGGAUAUGGCCAUCUUCUGGCACAAGAAAAAAACAAGUCCCAACAAGAAACCCUUUUCCCUCAAGGAGAAGCAGCCAGGUGACGGUGAAGCUGGCCCGGGCACCGAGGACACACCCUUUCAGCACUCCCCUCUUGGCAAGCCCGUGGCCAGGGCUGCAGCCGGCAGCCUGAAUAAAAGCUCUCCAGUGAAGAAGCCGAGUCUUCUGAAGCCCCCUCAGUUUGAGGGAGACCCGUCUGACGAGGGCUCCGAGGGCUCCGAGGGUCUUGGGCUGUGUGUGUCGUCUCUCAGUGCCCUGAUAGGUACUGUGGCUGAGACAUCCGAGGAGAAGUACCGCCUGCUUGACCAGAGGGACAGAGUCAUGCGGCAAGCUCGGGUGAAAAGGACCGACUUGGACAAAGCGAGGACUUUUGUUGGGACGUGCCCGGAUAUGUGUCCCGAGAAGGAGCGAUACAUGCGGGAGACCCGGAGCCAGCUUAGUGUGUUUGAAGUGGUCCCAGGCACUGACCAGGUGGACCACGCGGCAGCCGUGAAGGAGUACAGCCGCUCCUCAGCAGACCAGGAGGAGCCCCUGCCGCAUGAGCUGCGUCCCUCGGCGGUGCUUAGCAGGACCAUGGACUACCUGGUGACCCAGAUCAUGGACCAGAAGGAGGGCAGCCUGCGGGACUGGUACGACUUCGUGUGGAACCGCACGCGGGGCAUACGGAAGGACAUCACUCAGCAGCACCUGUGUGACCCAGUGACGGUGUCUCUGAUUGAGAAGUGCACCCGGUUUCACAUCCACUGUGCUCACUUCAUGUGUGAGGAGCCCAUGUCCUCCUUUGAUGCCAAGAUCAACAAUGAGAACAUGACCAAGUGCCUUCAGAGUCUGAAGGAGAUGUACCAAGACCUGAGAAACAAGGGCGUGUUCUGUGCCAGUGAAGCGGAGUUCCAGGGCUACAACGUUCUGCUCAAUCUCAACAAGGGGGACAUCCUAAGAGAAGUGCAGCAGUUCCAUCCUGCCGUUAGAAACUCCUCUGAGGUGAAAUUCGCUGUUCAGGCUUUUGCUGCGUUGAACAGUAACAAUUUUGUGCGAUUUUUCAAACUGGUCCAAUCAGCUUCUUAUCUGAAUGCUUGUCUUCUGCAUUGUUACUUUAAUCAGAUCCGCAAGGACGCGCUCCGAGCGCUCAACGUGGCGUACACCGCGAGCACUCAGCGCUCCACCACCUUUCCCCUGGACGGCGUGGUGCGCAUGCUGCUCUUCAGAGACGGAGAGGAUGCCACAGGCUUCCUCAGCUGCCACGGCCUCACUGUCUCCGACGGCUGUGUCGAGCUGAACCGGUCCUCGUUCCUGGAACCAGAGGGUUUAUCCAAGGCCAGGAAGUCGGUGUUUAUUACCAGGAAGCUGACGGUGUCCGUUGGGGAGAUCGUGAAUGGAGGGCCGUUACCCCCUGUUCCCCGUCACUCCCCCGUGUGCAGCUUCAACUCCCAGAACAAGUACGUCGGGGACAGCCUGGCUGCGGAGUUGCCCACGGGCACUCAGAGACCCGGCUUGGACGUGGCGGGUGUAGGGAGAGGAGAGGAGUGCAGUACGGAGGGGGACGAGACCCUCCCGGCUGUCCUCCUGCAGCCCCUGCCCACCCCUGUGCCACCUUCUCCCCCACAAGCCCCGGCGCUGCCCUUGAGCGUGGCACCCAGCCUCUUCCAGCCCCCCGCGCGGCCCCCCGCGCGGCUGGAGCUCCUUCCCCCGAAGUCUGCGCCUGUGUGCUCGGACGAGGACCUGGCGCAGGUGGUGGAUGAGCUCAUCCGGGAGGUUCUUCAGAGGGACUGCGAGGAAGUUGGCGCCGCCGGGGCAGCCUUCGCAGCCACAGCCCUGGGUGUUUCCAAUGCUGCUAUGGAGGAGCUGUUAACAGCUGCAACCAUGGGCAUUUUGAGGCACAUUGCAAGUGAAGAAGUGACUAAGGAAAGGGAGCGGAAAGAGGAAGAGAGGCGGCGGGCUGAAGAAGAGAGGUUGAAACAAGAGAGAGAACUGGUGUUAACGCAGCUGAGCCAGGACCUAGCUGCAGAGCUGACAGAGCUCGUGGUGACAGAACGUGUGAGGGAAACCUGCUCCCAGGAGUUGAAGAGUGCAGUGGAGAUAGAGCAGAGGCUCCGCAUGGCCCGUUGCUGUGAGGACGUCUGUGCACGCCUGGUGGACUUGUUUCUUGGGGAGGAAAUUUUCCAGACUGCAAAAGAGACCCUCCAGGAACUUCAGUGCUUCUGCAAGUAUCUCCAGCGGUGGAGGGAAGGUGUCGCAGCCCGGAAGAAACUGAGGCGCCAGAUGCGGGCCUUCCCUGCGGCGCCCUGCUGUAUGGACAUGAAUGACCGGCUGAGGGCACUGGCGCCCAGCGCAGAGUGCCCCAUUGCAGAGGAGAACCUGGCCAAGGGCCUCCUGGAUCUGGGCCACGCGGGGAGAGUGGGCAUCUCCUGCACCAGGUUAAGGUGUCUCAGAAACAAGGUGGCGCACCAGAUGAAGGUUCAGCACUUCUACCAGCAGCUGCUGAGUGACGCGGCAUGGGCACCCCUGGACCUGCCAUCUCUCGUGGCUGAGCACCUCCCGGGGCGGCAGGAGCGCGUGUUUUGGAAGCUGGUGCUGGUGUUGCCUGAUGGAGAAGAGCAGUCCCCAGGGAGUCCUGGCAGAGUUCUAGCAAAUUGGUUAAAAGUCAAGUUCACAGGAGAUGAUGACUCAGUGGAUGACACAUACCGUGAUGUUGGUGGGAUUCAGACGCUCACUCUCUUUAACACUCUCAGCAGCAAAGGGAAUCAGACAGUUUCUGUCAGUGUGUGCGUCAAGGUGGCCCACGGUGCUCUUAGCGACUGUGCCCUCGACGCUGCGGAGACACAGAAGGAGCUCCUGGGAGCCAGCGGGCUUAUGCUGCUGCUUCCCCCCAAAGUGAAGAGCGAGGACGUGGCGGAGGAGGACGUGUACUGGCUGUCGGCGUUGCUGCAGAUCAAGCAGCUCCUGCAGGCCAAGCCCUUCCAGCCUGCGCUUCCGCUGGUGGUUCUUGUGUCCAGCCCGGGAGGGGACGCCGUGGAGAAGGAAGUGGAAGCUGGUCUGAUGCUCCAGGAUUUGGUUUCAGCUAAGCUGAUUUCAGAUUAUACCGUUAUUGAGAUCCCUGAUUCCAUUAGUGAUUUACAAGGCACGACUAAGGUUUCGCAGGCUGUGCAGUGGCUGGUCUCGCACUGCCCCUGUGCCCUUGACCUUUGUUGCCAGACCCUCAUUCAGUACGUGGAAGACGGGGUUAGCCGGGAGUUUAGCGGCCGGUUUUUCCACGACAGAAGAGAGCGGAGGCUAGGCGGCCUGGCCCCGCAGGAGCCAAGUGCCGUCAUCGAACUGUUCAACAGCGUGCUGAGCUUCCUGGCCUCUGUAGUGUCCUCCGAGCAGCUCUGUGACCUGUCCUGGCCUGUCACUGAGUUUGCCGAGGCAGGGGGCAGCCGGCUGCUUCCUCACCUUCACUGGAACACCCCGGAGCACCUGGCCUGGCUGAGGCAGGCUAUCCUUGGCUUCCAGCUCCCACAGAUGGACCUUCCGCCCCCGGGAGCUCCCUGGCUCCCCGUGUGCUCCAUGGUUGUCCAGUACGCCUCCCAGAUCCCCAGCUCUCUCCAGACGCAGCCUGUCCUGCAGUCCCAGGUGGAGAGCCUGCUCCGCGGCACGCACUGCAGGUGGAAGAGCGGGAGCCCCUCCCCAGGCCGGGGGGCACGGCCCUCAGUUGCUGAGAUCCCAUGGGAUGACAUCAUCGCCUUGUGCAUCAACCACAGGCUGAGGGACUGGACACCCCCCAGGCUUCCCGUCACAUCAGAGGCACUGACUAAAGAUGGUCAGAUAUGUGUGUAUUUUUUUAAAAACCAUUUGAAAAACUACGACGUUCCUUUGUCGUGGGAACAAGCCAGAAUGCAGACGCAGAAGGAGCUACAGUUGAGUCAGAGCCGUUUGGGGAUAAGAUCUUUUCAUCCUUCUGCAAUCAAGCUUCGCACUCCGUUACUUCACGGGCACCGCAAAGGGAAGAGAGGUGUGAAGCGCGGCCGAGAGGGGCGGAUUCCCGGCACCGACGACCUGAUGCACAGAGCCUCUGCCCAGGAGCUCCUGGCCCAGUGUCUGUCCAGCAGCCUGCUGCUGGAGAAAGAGGAGAGCAAGAGGUUUGAAGAUCAACUUCAGCAGUGGUUGUCAGAGGACUCGGGAGCAUGUACAGAUUCAACUUCCCUUCCACUCUACCUUCCUCAGACUCUGGUGUCUCUGCCUCAGACUAUCGAACCUGUGAUGAAAACAUCUACAACUACUAGCCUUCAGAUUGACAGGACAGGGGAGCAACUGCAGAUGUCAGAGGCAACAGGCACGUCUGUGACCGAACGGCUGAAGCGCCUAGAAAGGCUGAUCCGGAGUUCAAGGGAAGAGGACGUUGCCUCUGAGCUCCAUCUCUCUGCACUACUGGACAUGGUGGACAUUUGAGCUGCUGGACCUGAGAGAGGGUCUAGAAGAUGUUCUUUUAACUCAAAAUAAUGUUAUUCUCAGAUGCUUGAUGCAUGUUGGAAUGUGAGUAUUAAUCAUGCAAAAAUAAACCACUGGAAUAUCCAAUGAGGUCUUCCUCAGUUUUCAUAAUGAAA